Molecule: messenger RNA, 612 nt
Organism: Trichophyton benhamiae CBS 112371
Lineage: Eukaryota; Fungi; Ascomycota; Eurotiomycetes; Onygenales; Arthrodermataceae
Exons: 2
Coding region: 1-612 (203 amino acids)
Source: RefSeq, a predicted model, not a curated record
AUGGCCCCCAAAGCCAUCAAGGGCGAAUAUAUCGAGACCGAUACAGGGAACAAGGUGUCUCGUCGCAACCAGGUACACGGAACACAGCAUAUCAUUCUAGGCGGCAAGACAGUCAUCCAGGCAGACGUCUGUAUCCGUGGUGACCUCUACCGCCAGCAGCCAGCAACACCAGCAGCAGCACCGUCAGGAGCGGCCGGGUCAAAAUCUGCCGCCAACACGCCUUCGAUCGCAGUAACGAUCGGUCGAUAUACAUAUCUGUCUCGGUCAUGCCUGCUGCGGCCUCCAUCCCGACUCCACCGCGGUGUGCAUUCAUACUACCCGCUGAAGAUGGGCGAUCAUGUCUUCGUUGGGGAGAACUCAAUCGUCGAGGCGGCCACGGUAGGAAAUCACGUCCACAUUGGACGAGACGUGGUUGUAGGAUCAAUGGCUAUCCUGAAGGACUAUGUCGUUGUGCUAGACGGAGCGGUUGUCCCCGCAGGCAUGGUCGUGCCCAGCUGGUCUGUCGUCGGCGGAGCUCCUGCAAGAGUUGUCGGCGAAGUUGGCGAGGGCUAUGGUGUUGAAGGAGCGGAGGGCGGAAUGGCCAGGGAGAGAUAUAGGCUGGUAGGGAGGUGA